CUGCCAGAGGAGAGCCAUACUGACUAAGAAGCUGGUACAGUUGACCGGGGCCAAGAAGAAGAUUCUGCCACCGCCGCCGAAGACAAAAUACACAUGGGACAUGCUGCACGAGGAUGACUCCACCGAUGACGAGGGCAAGGUCACCCACAAGCGUCCGCCAGCACCCACCUGGAGUCGCAGCCAUGUACGCGGCGAAGCGAUUGCCAUGCAGAGCCACUGUCCCACCGAUGUCAUCGACAGCUUCUUCUCGGUGGCCCCCACCACUCCGGACCUGAAACUGAUUUUCCCCAACAUCGAUCCCAGCCAGCUGAAGCGCAACUCCAGCGUGCUCUGGUCCACGCCCCCACGCUACUCGGAGCUCCCAAAAUACUAGUUAUACACAAACACGUAUGUAUAUAAAAUAAUCCCCUGUUUUUAUACC
This is a messenger RNA of Drosophila miranda, 421 nucleotides long. Its product is annotated as inner centromere protein-like. The record is from RefSeq and is a predicted model, not a curated record. Bases 101 to 373 code for a protein of 90 amino acids. Gene Ontology annotation, cellular component: chromosome passenger complex; nucleus; midbody. NCBI's taxonomy places the organism in Eukaryota, Metazoa, Arthropoda, Insecta, Diptera, Drosophilidae. Gene Ontology annotation, biological process: positive regulation of protein serine/threonine kinase activity; mitotic cytokinesis; metaphase chromosome alignment. The transcript has 2 exons. Gene Ontology annotation, molecular function: protein serine/threonine kinase activator activity.